Molecule: messenger RNA, 1759 nt
Organism: Bicyclus anynana (squinting bush brown)
Lineage: Eukaryota; Metazoa; Arthropoda; Insecta; Lepidoptera; Nymphalidae
Product: zinc finger protein 724
Exons: 8
Coding region: 94-1515 (473 amino acids)
Biological process (GO): regulation of transcription by RNA polymerase II
Cellular component (GO): nucleus
Molecular function (GO): RNA polymerase II cis-regulatory region sequence-specific DNA binding; DNA-binding transcription activator activity, RNA polymerase II-specific; zinc ion binding
Source: RefSeq, a predicted model, not a curated record
UCAUCACAAUUCACAUGACACAUAAACAAAAGUUAGAGAUAGGUUUGAAAUUGAAAUUAAACAUAACUUUAUAUCUUAUUUAGCUGUAUAUAAAUGGUUUGCCGAACAUGUUUAACCGAUGCUGUCGAAAAAGACAUGUCGCAACUGUCGGAAGAAUUGAAAGGGGACAAGAAAAGUUAUUGGGACAUAAUGAUGUUUUGUUUGAACAUUCAGGUUUCGCCUGAUACAAAACUAACAACAAAGCUGUGUGACAAAUGUUUCGUUAAAAUAUUAUCAUUCCAUGAGUUCAAGACGUUGGCAUUAAAAAAUGAUGAACACCUAAGACAACUUCAAACACACAAGGAUUUUUUUGAUAUUGAUCAUAUAAAAUGCGAACAACUGAGCGAUGGAUAUUCUGACAAUUUGUUGUGUGACAUAGAACCUUUAGACAAGCUUGAGUGUGAAAUUAAACUUGAAAAAGAUAUAGAAGAAGUGCCGUCGUCAGGUGAUGAACUGCUUAGUGUUAUCAAAAAAAUAAAAUAUGAAUUUGUUAGUGAAGAUUGUAAAGAAAAUAAUACACCAAUGCAAAGAAGCUCAAGGAACACCCCAGUAAAAGCAAGUAGCAAUUCUGAAUGUAAUGUUGUCCAACAAGAGGAAUCUCAACAUAGAAAAAAAAGUAGAUGUAAAAAAGUAAAGAUUAGAAAAAAGAAAGCAGAAAAGGUACCAGAGCAGAGAGAGAAAAUAUGUGAAGAAUGUGGUAAAGCUGUGAUCGAUUUGGCUAGUCAUAUGAAGCAACACCUGCCGGCGACUGAACGGGAGAGACUCAAGUGUAAAGUCUGUGAUAAAACAUUUUUCACCCAUGGAGCACGCUAUAAACACAACAAAGUUAAACAUUUAGGCAUUAAAAAACAUUGCAAGGAGUGUGGAAAAGAUGUAGUGAACCUCCGCAGCCACACGCUCACAAUGCACAUGAGCGACAGCCUGUCGUACGUGUGCGUGUCGUGCGGGCGCCGCUUCAUGUCCAAGUCCAUUCUGGAGCUGCACAUGCUAAAGCACUCCAAGAUAUUGCCCCACGUGUGCGACUACUGCAACAAAGCGUUCCGGUACAAAAUUAACUUGGCCAAACACAUACGACAAGUACACGAUAAGGAGAAAACACAUCUAUGCCAAGUCUGUUCAAAAAGCUUUUUCUCUAAAUAUCACCUACAAGUUCAUUUAAGGACUCACACUAAAGAGAAGCCGUUCGAGUGUCCGGACUGCGGCAAGUGCUUCAGCUCAACCACAACACGGAACAGCCACAGGCUCAUACACAACGAUGACAAAAACUACAUUUGCAAACUGUGUGAUAUGGCCUUUAAAAAGCCUUCGUAUCUUCGCGUCCACAUGAUAAGUCACACGAAAGAGAAGCGCUACUUCUGCUCGUACUGUGAUGUGGCCUUCGGUCGCUCCGACCACCGCAACCGUCAUGAGCGAACCGCGCACCAGCGACCCUACAUCAAAUCUGAGACAGCACUGAAACAAACUAACAUACAGUGAAACAUAAAAAUGCACUAUCUAACUAUUGUGUCUGGUUGCUGUAGGCUCCUUAUUUGGACUGCUGUUGCGUCAAUUGAAGAUUUGAUCAAAAAAAAAUGUGUGCCGUCACUAUUUUGUACAAGUAAUAUGCAGAAAAGAACAGAAUGUGAAAGGACCUAAAUAUGUCAUAAUGAUAAAAUAAAAUAGCGCAUGACGACGCGUCGCCACACCUUACUGCAUAUAGACUAUAUAUAUGUACCAUCAU